Molecule: messenger RNA, 2539 nt
Organism: Chara braunii
Lineage: Eukaryota; Viridiplantae; Streptophyta; Charophyceae; Charales; Characeae
Source: the annotation of a GenBank genome assembly
GAUGAUGUUGAUGCUGUAGCCUCUGUACAACCCUGAGGGAGAGAACCCGUACCUGGACCUAUUCAAGCAAUGUUCAUUUUCUUCUAACUUGUGAUGGUGACCAAGCUGUCAAGUCAAUGGGCACCCACGGUGAUGCCGUUGGUGCUACGCCGGUAUUAAUUAUGCGCAAGCAGCGAUGGGCGCUUGCUAUAGCUGUGAUGGUAGUUGCUGUGCAAAUGCUUGGUGUUCCAGCAGCUGCGAGGCAACUGCCGGGGGGGAGGGGGAAUGGCCCGGCGAGAAGUGGCCGCUCAUGGCGAGUUGCAGAGGUACGGGAUUGUGAAGGUGCGAACCUGGCGCAUGUCAUUACCAGGCCUAGCGUAGUCUUGAAUUCUGUGUGCUCCUUCCUCCAGUGUGUCAGCGAUGGUUACCAAUUAGGCACAACAAGGAAACCUUGCUUCCAAUUUCUUCCCUCCAAUGCCAAUGUUGACAUUGGAGGCCAAGUGGGUCAGCGGAUAUGUGGGUCGGCAGCGGAGGUGUGGGUCCCAUCUCACUGCUGCUGUGAUGGUGGUAGAGGCCUACCACAUAGGGGAAAUGCGGAUGGCAAGCAGCAUCAAAACCAGAAGACGACAAGAUCACGGCUGCUGCAGUUGCUGACUGGAAUGGUUGCUGAUCCUACAAUAAGGACGAGGACGAGGUUGUUCACUCGCUUUAGUUUCGAGAAACAUCUUGGUGAUUUCUGUCUUCUUUGUCCUCAUCCGAGGCCUUCGCUGAGGAAACUCAGCAGUGAUCCUGGGAACGGAAGGGCAUCGCCUUUGCGCCGGUUGCUUGGAGACUUACGUCGUGGAGGAAUUCACGAUCAGAUCUUCAGCACUUCUCCUCCUCCAAGCUUGUUGCCGCAACCAGCCACUGCUUCCUCUUCAUCUAAAGGUGUCCCUGGUCAGGUACCUCUGGUUUUGCCCGCUGGUGGAGCGGCAAGGGGCCGUCUGAGGCACAUCCUUGACCCACAAGAACGGGAUGAAGUUGCGUCCAUUAUGUCGUAUGUGAAAUCUAUGUCGUACGAGUACAAGUACACAUUCAUGAAUAGAGAGGGAGACACAAUUGACUGUGUGGCCAUCCAAGACCAGCCAUCUCUGCGCCAUUCUGUUUUGCAGGGUCACACAGUCAUUGAUCUCGAGCCUCAGAAUGCUCCUCCGCUGGGAUGGUCACUGUAUCCUCAUAUUCCACCAGGUUCAGGCUCCACGCCGUCUUUGCUUCCACUCUGGCCGCCGAGAGCUGGGGGUGACCAUGAUGCACAGGCAAGCAUGGCCAGCGGCGCAAUCAGAAAUGAGACUGCCGCUGGAAGUAUCAAUGAGACACAGGCGACUGCAACAGACGAAGGUGAGCCUCCUGAAAGCGAAGAUCAAAGUGUGGAUGCAGCAGCUUCCUGUCCCGAGGGCACGAUCCCUGUCCGGAGGAUGACAGUGGCGGAAGUGCUGAGGCUGAAGUCUCUGCGUAACUUCCGGCAGAAGUAUGGGCCGCUGGAUGCACGCGAGGGCCCCUUGGGUGCUGGUGAUUCGCAUCGAGCAAGAAUGGGUCCAAGCCCCUCUCCCGGUCUAGUCUUCUCGUCCAACAGACGAGGACACGCCCGCCGCACUGCACAUGUGCAGCAGAGUUCUUCUCCUCACCAGCCCCGCUCCAUGGAUGCAGCGGUCAGUGGGGAGGGGAAAGGGCACCAUGAGUAUGCCACCGUCCAGCGGUACGGCCAGAGAAACAUAGGCGCAAAAGUUGUGCUUAAUCUGUGGCAACCAAAUGUCGAGGGAGACUCAGAGUUCAGCCUAUCACAGAUGUGGGUGACAUCAGGGUCAUACGACAGCGGCACGUUGAACACGAUGGAAGUUGGGUGGCAGGUUUUUCCUGCCAAGUACGGUGACCGUGAAGUGCGGUUGUUCAUAUACCACACUCGUGACGCAUACAAGGAAACAGGAUGCUAUAACCUGGACUGCACUGGAUUUGUGCAGACAAACAAGAACAUAGUUCUUGGGGGGCCAGUGGGGAGUACAUCAGAGCCAAAGGGUAAACAAAAGGAGAUAGCUGUAAUGUGGUGGCUUGAGCCGGAGACAGGGAAAUGGUGGUUGCAGGUUGGAAAACAGUGGGUGGGUUAUUUUCCCCGCGAUUGGUUUAGUACCCUGGAGGGUGGGGCUGAUCACAUUGGGUUCGGCGGUGAGGUUGUUGACCUGGAAUUGCUUGGCAGGCAUACAUCCACAGAGAUGGGAAGCGGUGUGUUCCCGCGCGGCAAGGAUUCCUUUGGCAAAGUGGCCUAUCAGCGGAACCUGGAGUACAUCGACAUGAAUAACGCUUACAAAAGUAUAUCCAGUGUCAGCGAAAUCAUCACGAAUAGGGCGUGCUACGAGUUGGAGACAUUCAAGGACAACUCCGAUUGGGGUUUUCACUUCUUCUUUGGGGGCCCCGGUUACACCAAGAACGGAACAUGUAAGUAGUUGGUAGCUAGUAAGGAGGACGGUUCAUUUGCUGUAUGUAUGUAUGUUUGGCUCAUGUUGCCCUUCCGAUGCCCACUUGUAAC